CCCAAAGAUCAGUCACUCUCAGCUGGUGCUCCAACCUUCAACACAGCAUCCAGUGAUCACAUCGCCCGUUAUUGUGCUAUGCGACGCAGAGACGCCACUUGCGCUUUGGCUUAACGGAGGUCUCAGCAUCUGUCUGAAGCGGAGUUUCAAAUUAAUGCCCGAAGGAUUGGCGUCAAAUCUUUAAUUGUGCAUCACUGGACAGCAUGGAACAUUGGAAACAGUGCGCGUUAUGGCUGAUCAAUUGUAAGGUGCUCCCGCCGAACCAUCGGGUGACAUGGGAGUCCGCUCAGGUGUUCGACCUGGCGCAGACCCUGCGGGAUGGGGUCCUCCUGUGCCAGCUCCUCAACAACCUGAGACUCCACUCCAUCAACCUGAGGGAGAUCAACCUGAGACCGCAGAUGUCACAGUUUCUUUGCUUGAAGAACAUCAGGACAUUUUUACAUGCCUGCUCAGAAAUCUUCGGCAUGAAGAAGAGUGAACUGUUUGAGGCUUUUGAUUUAUUCGAUGUACGGGACUUUGGAAAGGUUAUGGACACAUUGUCCAAACUCUCACAUACACAUAAUGCACAGCAAACUGGAAUAAGGCCGUUUCCAACAGAAGAAAGUGUUGAAGAUGAAGACAUUUAUAACCAUCUUGAGGAUCUGAUAGAUGUGAAUGGUGUUGAAGAUGAGGAAGAUCUCUACGACUGUGUGUAUGAUGAUGAUGAAGGUGGAGAGGUGUAUGAAGACUUGAUGAAGGUUGAGCUGGUAGCACCACAGAAACAGGCUGAGACAGACAUCAGGAGCUGCUGUCUGACAGAAAUUAAACAGACAGAAGAGAAAUAUACUGAGACUCUGGACUCCAUAGAGAAAUUCUUUAUGAAGCCUCUGGGACAGUCGCUGUCUGGUGUGGAGAUUGAAAAAGUGUUCAUCAAUAUUCCAGACCUUGUAAAAGUGCACACAAGCCUUUUGAAGGAGGUCCAGGAGUCUGUGCUUCAACAUAAUGCCAGUAACCUGUACCAGAUCUUCAUAAAGUACAAAGAGAGAUUAGUCCUGUAUGGAAAAUACUGCAGUCAAGUAGAGUUAUCCAUUGCCUGUUUAGAUGACAUUUGUAAGAAAAGAGAGGAUAUCAGGCAGAUGUUGGAGUUAUGUUCCAAACGAGCAAAUAAUGGGAAGUUUACCUUGAGAGAUCUGCUUGUUGUUCCAAUGCAGAGAGUUCUGAAGUAUCAUCUGCUCCUUCAGGAACUGGUAAAACACACCCAUGAUGCCACAGACAAGAGUAAUUUACGCCAAGCUCUAGACGCCAUGAAGGAUCUGGCCCAGUAUGUCAACGAGGUGAAGAGAGACAUUGAGACUCUGCGGGACAUCGACCAGUACCAGAAAUCUAUAGAAAACCUUAAUCAGUCUCUCCGUAACUAUGGGAGACCGAAAGGUGACAGUGAAGUGCGAGUAUCUUCAGUCGACAAACGAGCCAAACAAGACAGGCACAUCUUCUUGUUUGACGCAGUUGUGAUUGUAUGCAAACGACGAGGAGACAACUACGAAAUGAAGGAAGUGAUCGACCUCCACUCAUUCAAAAUCACCAACAACCCGACCUCUGACAGAGAAAACAGAAAGUGGUCUCACGGAUUCUACCUCACACACAACCAGGGCCAAACCGGCUUUGAGUUCUUCUUUAAGACCAAAGAGCUAAAGAAGAAAUGGUUGGAGCAGUUCGGCAUGGCCUUAUCGAACAUCUGUCCAGAGAGUGGGAAAUGUAAUUUCCAUGAGUUCCGCAUGCACACCUUCGAGACGACCACAUCCUGCAGCUCGUGUAAAAUGCUGCUGAGAGGCGUCUUCUAUCAAGGGUACCUCUGUUCCAAAUGUGGUGUGGGUGCCCAUAAAGAGUGUCUUGGCAGAGUGGAUGUCUGUGUCAAAAGCGCUGAUUCCAGCUCUUUUGGAUCACAGAUUGGAAAAACACCUAGUCACGGAGGUUGUGCAGGUUUGCCUAAAAUGCUGGUCAUUCGCAAUUAUUAUGGGGUUCCAAGCCCUCUGUGUGGCCCGCCACUCAACAUCAAAGUCGGUGAUGUCAUCGAACUGAUCGAAGCGAACGUCCGCAGCUGCUGGUGGAAGGGUAAAGUCCUGGCAAAAGACUGUAAAGAGGUUGGCUUCUUUCCAAGCGACGCAGUGAAGCCUUGCCCAUGUGUACCCAAACCGAUUGACUAUUCUUCCCAGCCUUGGUUCGCAGGCCCAAUGGAGAGGCUGCAGGCAGAGGCCACACUGCUAAACAGGCAGAGCAGCACAUACCUGGUGCGUCACAGGAGCCGAGAGUUUAACGAGUACGCCAUCAGCAUCAAGUACAACAACGAAGUGAAACACAUCAAGAUCUUAACAAAGGAGGGAUGUUUCUACAUUGCAGAAAACAAGAAGUUUGGAAGCAUUUUGGAGCUGAUUGAUUAUUACAAACAUCACUCUCUGCGGGAAGGAUUCAGGACACUUGAUACCACUCUACAGUUUGCCUACAGAGAGCCGGAGAACGGAGCCAACACCCCGUUGCUCUGCGGGCUGUCUUUUCUAACUCCCGCCGGCUACAGCUUUGUCCUUCCCUCUACCGCCCCAUUCUGGUCAGUGUUCACUCCUAAGGUGAUGGGCGUGGCGAUUGCCCGUUACGACUUCAGCUCCAGAGACACCCGGGAACUGUCCUUGCAGGAGGGGGAUGUGGUGAAGAUCUACAGUAAAACUGGAGCCAAUGGGUGGUGGAGGGGUGAAGUCAAUGGCCGGGUGGGCUGGUUCCCCUCCACCUACGUAGAGGAGAGCGAGGAGUGAAUGGCCAAGCGAUUGCAUACAAGAGAAAGGAAAUAGAACGAAUAGCAGAGAGGGUGGAAAAGGACUGCGUUUGACUGGACUGAGCUUGAGCCAAGCCACAGAGUCAAAAAGGGCAACCGAUUGGCUGGUGCUCUUGCUUGCUUGCUCUCUCUCUCUGUCUUUUUUCUCUAUCCUGGAGCUAAACUGGAAGGCGGAGAGCACACAUGGGGUUUGAUAGAUGAAGGAUUGUCUCUUAGGGAGCAGAUUAUCAAACACAAACCAGGACCAGUCUCUUCGAACAGACUGUAUCUUACAACUUCCUUCCGGGCAAUCUGGACAGAGCGACACGGGUGAAUUUAGGCCUUUGCACGCCGGGGAUCCUGAUCCAGUGAGCUGGAGCACACAGAAUCGGACUGAGAUUGCACUCUGAGCUAUUUCUGUAUGUGUGUGUUUAUGUGUGACUGUUUGUGGAGGGUGUCUGCUCACAGAGAAACAUGUUUGUCCUGACCUUGCCCGAAUCCUCCUUACCUGAACUAUUAUUGAUGACCUCCCUUCCCUCCUCGUCUCUAUGCUGCCCCUCGAGGUGUUCCCACACAGCUCUCGCCCUACCACCUAGCCAUUCAUCUCAGAUUAAAGUCAUAGCCCCGUGACAGGAAGUGCCAUGUAGGUGCACAAGCACUGUGGUAAUUGAUUGCUGUCUUUUCCCUGUUUCCUUCCUACAAAAUCUCUUAUUUUCACAUUUCUGCUUAAAAGAAUGCCUGGUUGUGUUUUUGAGUGUGCUUAUCUCGGGAAAUGUAUUGUGGGGUUGUCAUGCACUGUUUAUCUGAUUUGUGCAUUUCCGCAUUGUCAGGGAGACGAGAUGUGACGAGAUGUUGGCACUAGCCAGGUGGAGGACAGGAAACAAAAGGGAUUGCAGUGACAGGCCAGUAAACAGCUUUUUCAGCAGGCAAGCAUUGCGUCCCUCCUUGCAGAAGUGAUCCUAUUAGAUAGCGCAGACAAUGGGGGGGUAUACACAUUUACGGGAAAAAAUGGACACUUUGAAAAACAAUUAACCACAUAAUUCUGUUUUACACACACCCAGUGAAUCAGAGGACUUGUAAAUGUCUUGUGAUGUACAAACUAGUGGUUGACCGAUAUAGGUUUUUUAAUGAACGAUGCUGUUACCAAUAUCUAUAGAGCAAGGUGGCCAAUAUAAUGCUCAUAUUCACAGUUUUUCUGAUCAACCACAGGACGGCGCUAUGAUGAUUAAGAUUGCCGCUGGACUGUUUUUUGGUUCUGGUCUCCAUAAAAUGCAAUGUAACAACUACAGAAACAUGUGAUCCAGAUAGAGAACAACAACUAUUUUAAAGUAAUAUUCCAGGUUCAAAACAAUUUAAGCUCAAUUGACAGCAUUUUUUGCCAUAAUGCCGAUUACCACAAAAUCCUUUUCUUUAAAAAAAAGCAAAAAUCGAGGUUACAGUGAGGCACUUACAAUGGAAGUGAACAGGUCCAAUUUUUGGCGAGUUUAAAAGCAGAAAUUUGAAGCUUAUAAUUUAAUAGAAAAAAAAGCACUUAAAUUAUAUCUUCUGUUAAAUCUCAUGUAAUAUUUGAGCUGAAAAUUUGUGUAUUUUGUCAUUUUUACAGUUAUUUUAGGGUUUGUUGACAUUACAUUGCCAUGGCAACAAAGUUGUAAAAUUGGCUAUAACUUUACACAGAAAAACUUAGUAAAAGUGAUUUUAUCACACUAAAAUCGUGUUAAUGCACAUAUUGUUUAUGUAUUUUGGCUAUACUUUUAAAAAGUGAGUGUUUUAACAUUCAGAAAUUGGCCCCAUUCACUUCUGUUGUAAAUGCCUCACUGUAGCCCAGAUUUUGACUUUUUAUAAAGAAAUGAAGGGGCAAGUCAAAAUGAAUUUUCAUGGUAAUCAAUAUUAUGCUACAAAUGUGUAUUGAACCCGGAAUAUUCCUUUAAGUGUUAUUUGGAGUAAAAGUGAGUUCAGUUGUAAUAACUUGAAGCAGUUAAUAUCAAUGUAAUAUUAAUAAAAACAUAUAACCUCGGACUAUCGCUUCAAGUCAUCUACUCACUCCGUCGUGACUCUUCAUUUGGCAAUUUGUGUACACAUUUUUGCACUUAUUAUCUGCAAAAAAACGACUUUUCUGAGUGUUUUUUGCAAUGACUAUGAAGCAACUGGUGACAACCAAAAAGUGUCCAAAUACUUCAGUCUUAAUUGAAAUGUAUUUAAACCUAACAAGCAUCUUUUUGUAGAAUGUUUUGCUUGAAAAAUAAAUCCUACUUGGUUGAUAUUUUGUUAUAACUUCCAAUAUAUUCGUACAUUUUUAAGUGUGACUUAAGUGUGCAAAUACUUUUUGGGGCCACUUAAUAUGUAAUGCAGUUGAAAGACUAACAGAUUAGACGUAACGGAUAUUUAACACAACAUUUAUCCAAAAUUUGUUGAUAAAAAUUGGCCUGGCCCAUACAGUAUAUCGGUCUAUCAAUAGUGUAAAAUGACAUCACCAAAGAAGACCCCUCUUGUCCAAGGGGUACAUCUAAAGAUGGCACUGUUAAAUAAGAGACAUAAGAUGGAUUUAGAUGAUUUUUCACUUCCUGCAUUACUGGAAUCACCUUGUUUUCAAACAUAGCUGUGGGACUCUCUUUAGAUUUUCCAGAGCUAUAAUGAACUAGGUGGAUGCUUUACCUGCCUGCAGCUAAACAUAGAUGCGUGUGAAAUCUGAAUGGGCUCUAAACUGAUAAAAUGUGAUGAAGUUAAAGUGUUCAGUGUGUUUAGACUGUGGUAAAGUGACAGACACUUUAAUAGGAAAGAAGGUCAUAUCAUGAAACACUUCAACUGCUUGUUUGCCUCAGAUGGUUAGAUAAAAGUGCUCUCUUUAAAUAUAUAGGAUAUAUUAUUUGUGAUCUAAAAUGAGACUCUGACAGGAAAAGGCAUUCAUAGUCUCAGCAUCCUUUACCGAGGAAUACAGACAAAUGUAUAAAACUAAAAACAAAAAGAGACUAUAAACCAGCCCAAUGUAAUGCGUCUCCAUUUAUAAAUGGCUUUUCUAACAUCAGAUUAUUCAGUGGUUUGAUUUAAUGCAAGGAUAGACAUUUUAUUAAUACUUGUCAUUUUCCCUUUUAUUUUAACUUUGUUUUUUCUUUCCAAAGAGUUACAAAAUGUAUUAUAAAAUUGUUGUUGCCUGUUAUUGGGCAUGAGUUAUGUAUUUUUUUAUUCCUGUAUAUUGAGAAGACAUGUAGUGUAAAAAUGGGUGAAUAUUUAUUGAUUUAUAGACAUAUGUGUUAUAAGUCACACAGUAUGUGUUAAAGAUAUUGUCUUCAAUUUAUAAUGUGAAUAUGGUAUUGAUCAGUUGUUCUGUGUCUCACCUCCCUUCACAAUGUAGCACCACCACUAAGUGGCAGCAGCUUUCAUUUCCUCAUCAUUCUUUACCCUUCAAACCUGUAAUUCCACUUUCUCUUUCAUUUUCCUAAUCGCUUUAAUGCUGGCCUCAAGUCUUUGUAGGAAGUUUUGACUUACAGGUUCAGAAGUUGUAAUUACUGUACAAUGAUGUCCAUUCAAUUGUUUUUGGUCAGGGGAAAAAAACUUCUUGGCAAAGACAGGUUUAAAACUUUUAAACUUGUAUUGCUAGUACAACAAAAUGAAGCCUAAAGGAUGUGAAUUUAAUAGAUGCUUAUUCUGUGUAUUUGAUCAGAAAUGUUGUCUUUAGCACAGGCAUUUUCUGGUAGGUUUUCUCACUGUUCUUCAUCAACAGUACUAAAAAUGCAUUCAACCACAAUUAUACUGUCAAUGUUUAAUGAUCAAUAGAUUGAUCAGUUAGUUUCCGCCACGAGUCUUUAAUUGACACGUUGCCAACUCGUAAAGUCAAUUUUCCCACUAAUAAUUCUGAGCUUGUGGUGUUCAUUUGCACUUAUUUUGUAAAUAUGACCAUUACCGACAUGAAUUGAAGGCAGCAUAUGGGCCAAUAAUAUUGGAUGAUUCCAGUGUUUUCCUGUUUUUGCAGAAUCAGCUUUCUCCUCUCUAAACGAAAGUGCCGUUAUAUCAGAGGAUUCAAGCAGAUUCAAUUCUCACUAGAGAAAUCACAUCCACCAACGAUUUACGACACUGUUCAAAAUCACUGCAGCCUCUCCCACCCUUAUUUUUAAAGGAGAAAGGUCAGUUUUAGUAUUGGUGUUUUUUUUCAAUUGGGCAACGACUGAAAGAGGAUUUUUGGACCAAAAUCUGGGGCAAAAUCUGUGCCCGAGGUAGAUUAAAGUCUUCUCUUGGGUGCAGUGUUCCCUACACUCUAACUGCAAUUUGCUUUCAAAAUGUUUUCACUGGUAAUCUGUUCCCACUGCCGUUUCCCCAGAGAUGAACUCUGACAGCACAUAUUUAACAGGCUUCCACACAUCAUUAUAUAUUUAGAUAUGACAGAGUCUGUUUCAACACAGAGUUGUGGGCCACUGAUCACCUAGCGAUCUCUAACCUCGAAGGAAGGAGAUUUCUGCUUCUGUUGCCUUUUUCGCAGUAUCUCCCAGACUUUUCUCCUCACCCCUUCAUAAUCUGAUUCUCCUGAUCUAGAUGUCUUUCACUUUUCAUGCAGUGCUAUAGCAUUACUAUCCAUCCUGCCUAUGGGUAAAAAAAUAAAAAAAUAUACAAAUAAUAUGCAAGUACAGGCUUAUUUGCUGUAAGUCAUUUUAAGGGAUAGUUCACUCAAAAAUGACAAUUCUGUCAUCAUUUACUCACCCUAAUGUUUGACUUUAUUUUAAUUCUAAUUUUAUUUUAUUUUUUGCUGUGGAACACAAAUAGAGAUGCUAGGCAGAAUGUAAGCCACAGUCACAAUUCACUUGCAUUGAAUGGAAAAAAGAUGCAAAGAAAGUCAAUUCUGACUGAGGCUAACAAUCAGAACAACUUAUGUGUGAGUAAUUAAUGAUGACAUUUUCAUUUUUGGGCAAACUGUUGCUUGAAUGCAUAAUGCUAAACCGUCUUUUUUAUUGUUUGGUUAUAAUGCACAGAUUGUGACAUUUUUUUUUACAAUUACUAUGCUACUAUGGGCCAUUAAACUAGUGGAAAAGCCAUAAUAUAUGUAAGUAGCCUUGAGUAACAGAAUGGCUGUAAACUAACGGUACUCCAAUUGCUAAAAUUCUGUCAUCCAUUGAAGCCAAAGACUUAGCAUGCUUGACACCGAGCCUGGCUGCCAUGGAAACGCCACAGUGGCCUAACAUGUUGCUGUGCAAUCUGAGUGUCCUGCAGUGCCAUAUAGCUGCUGUAUCACACCUGUACUGUACAUAUGCAGAUAAAAUUACCAUAAAAAAUGU
Xyrauchen texanus (razorback sucker) is the source of this 8043-nucleotide messenger RNA. Its product is annotated as guanine nucleotide exchange factor VAV3-like. The transcript has 28 exons. The record is from RefSeq and is a predicted model, not a curated record. Bases 204 to 2783 code for a protein of 859 amino acids. Gene Ontology annotation, biological process: cell migration; intracellular signal transduction; regulation of GTPase activity. Gene Ontology annotation, molecular function: guanyl-nucleotide exchange factor activity; protein binding. Gene Ontology annotation, cellular component: cytoplasm; plasma membrane. NCBI's taxonomy places the organism in Eukaryota, Metazoa, Chordata, Actinopteri, Cypriniformes, Catostomidae.